AACACACAUCUCCUUUCUCACGUCCACCCAAAGCGAUUCAGGCCGUCAUCCUUCACUCCUUCAUCUUCCUCAACCUUUGAUAACUUCCAGGUCCCCUAGCCAUGUCCACCGCCCUCAAACCAAACGCAGAGCUUGCUCUUGCCUUUGCCUCUUCUUCUUCCAGACCCUCGUAUUCGAAACCCAACUCCACCCAGCUACCCAGAAUGCCCUCCGGGUCUCUCCCCAACAACUUCUCCGGCCUCUCAUUGGCUUCAUCCAGUGGACUUUCUCAGAGCAAACAUGUAUGCUCACUUUCGAAGAAUGAUUCCGGUGAAAGCUCUGGUGGGUUCUCGUAUAAGGAUGCUGGUGUGGAUAUAGAUGCCGGGGCGGAGCUUGUUCGAAGAAUUGCCAAAAUGGCUCCUGGCAUUGGAGGCUUUGGAGGUUUUUUCCCCCUCGAUGAUUCGUAUCUCGUAGCUGGUACUGAUGGUGUGGGAACUAAGCUUAAGCUCGCGUUUGAUACUGGAAUUCAUGAUACUAUUGGUAUUGAUUUGGUUGCGAUGAGUGUCAAUGAUAUUGUCACUUCUGGAGCCAAGCCAUUGUUUUUCCUUGAUUAUUAUGCUACAAGCCGCCUUGAUGUUGAUCUUGCUGAAAAGGUUAUCAAGGGAAUUGUCGAUGGUUGCCAACAAUCUGACUGUGCUCUUUUAGGUGGAGAGACUGCCGAGAUGCCGGGUUUCUAUGCAGAGGGUGAGUAUGAUCUCAGUGGUUGUGCGGUUGGAAUUGUGAAAAAGGACUCUGUGAUUAACGGGAAAAACAUUGUGGCUGGAGAUGUCCUCAUUGGCCUACCAUCCAGUGGGGUUCAUUCCAAUGGCUUCUCUCUUGUAAGAAGGGUUCUAGCUCAUAGCGGGCUGUCUCUAAAGGACCAACUUCCGGGUAAAUCUGUUACAUUAGGUGAAGCUUUAAUGGCUCCCACAGUGAUAUAUGUUAAGCAGGUGCUUAACAUAAUUAGCAAAGGCGGUGUGAAGGGGAUAGCCCACAUCACGGGAGGUGGUUUCACCGACAAUAUACCUAGAGUAUUUCCAAAAGGCCUGGGAGCUGUCAUCUAUAAUGGUUCAUGGGAAAUCCCAGCUGUUUUUAAAUGGAUCCAAGAGGCUGGAAGAAUAGAAGAUGCUGAAAUGAGGCGAACUUUCAAUAUGGGUAUUGGGAUGGUUCUUGUUGUGAGUAGAGAGGCAUCCCGCAGAAUUCUUGAGGAUGACAAUGGAGCUUACUGCAUUGGUGAGGUUGUAACUGGUGAAGGAGUGAGUUAUAGAUAAAAUGUAUUGUGUGGCUCUCUCUC
Messenger RNA from Fragaria vesca subsp. vesca, 1312 nucleotides. RefSeq names its product phosphoribosylformylglycinamidine cyclo-ligase, chloroplastic/mitochondrial-like. Gene Ontology annotation, cellular component: cytosol. Gene Ontology annotation, biological process: 'de novo' IMP biosynthetic process; adenine biosynthetic process. The transcript has 9 exons. The coding region runs from base 102 to 1289 and encodes 395 amino acids. Gene Ontology annotation, molecular function: phosphoribosylamine-glycine ligase activity; phosphoribosylformylglycinamidine cyclo-ligase activity. Lineage: Eukaryota; Viridiplantae; Streptophyta; Magnoliopsida; Rosales; Rosaceae. The record is from RefSeq and is a predicted model, not a curated record.